Messenger RNA from Triticum aestivum (bread wheat), 2420 nucleotides. RefSeq lists its product as uncharacterized. Lineage: Eukaryota; Viridiplantae; Streptophyta; Magnoliopsida; Poales; Poaceae. Bases 721 to 2040 code for a protein of 439 amino acids. The transcript is spliced from 2 exons. The record is from RefSeq and is a predicted model, not a curated record.
CGCGAGACGCACACCUCGCGCCUCUCUUCAAGCAUCUAUGGGAGCGCCCUAGGGUUUCCUUCCCCAAUCCUCUCCUCCCUGAUUCCUUUGGCUGGUGGCGGGGCAAGGCUGGCGGUGACGACCGAUCCUUCGCCCAAGUGACUGCGGCGGAGCAGGCGGGGGGUGCGCCGCGCGCCUCGAUGGGAGAUCGGGGUGGGGGGAGAUCUGGUGGUUGGCGCGACAACACAGCGCGCGGAGGGUUCUGAGGUGGGCGAAGGGCUCCGCUGCCAAAUCAGUCUCGACACAUGGUGUGGCAGCGGCCAGAUCCGCCACCGGCGACGUCGGGAGAUUCGAGAUCUGGUGAUGGUGAAGUUGGAGACAGAUGGGAAGCUGCUGCGCGUGCCAAGAGCGGCGCGACCAAGGAGAAGACGGCGGGCUCCAAGGAGCCGCCUCCGCAUCCUGCACCUGGGCAAGCAACGACCAAGGGCAAUGCCGAGAUCUGCAUCAACUGUUCCCUCCCAGGUCAUUUCGCUCCUCGUUGUCCUACUAUUCGCUGCGAAAAAUGCAACAAAUUAGGUCAUAUGGCUCAGCUUUGCCAAGUUCUGAGGCCUUGGGAAUGCAUUCCUCUCAUGUGUGGGUUUCAGUCGCCUGGUCAGGGAUUCUUCUAUAUUCCUGAUAUGUGUGCUGCUAAACAUAGUGCAGAGAAAACUAAUAAUGUGGUGAUUACUAUAGUGGAGGGUGAUGCUACUGUUAAAGACAUUGAGCAGGAAUUUAAUGCUAUAUUUGCCAAAAAAACCUAGGAAAAAGAAAUGGCGAUGUACGGCCCGCUCUAUUGGCCCUGCACAGUAUGUGAUGCGAUUCCCUAAUGCUAGUGAAGUAGAAAGGGCAUGUUGUUAUGGAAAACGCUUGCCUCUGAAGGAAGGGAACAUUGUUGUAUGUAUUACUCCUUGGACUGCUUCUAUUGGAGCCAAAGGCAUUAUGGAGAAAGCAUGGGUUAGGGUUCGCAACAUUCCCAUAGAGAAAAGAUGCACUGAACAUAUAGCUUAUGCUGGAGCUCUAGUUGGGAUUACUUUAGAAGUUAAUGAAUCGACCGUUCAUAAACCUGAAUAUGCUAGAAUCCUUCUCGGUUGUAGAGAGGUUGAGAAAAUUUCCCCUUCAGCUGAAGGAAUGCUGGGAGAACAGUAUUAUGAUUUUUUCUAUGAAGUUGAAAAAGUUGUGACUGUGGGUGCUGAGAAAAGUCAGUCCUAUACUGCCGUGGAUAGCAGUGCAUCUCCUUCCUUCCCCAAGAAAGCGAGGAUGGACUCAUAUCCUGCUUCUUCCAUGGGGCAGGGGGAGACGAAUACAUCCGUGACUGGUAAUUUUUCCUCUCAGAACUAUGGUAAGGGUAUGCAGAGGCUUCCGGCAGUGGCUGAGAGUGAAGAAGAAGAUGAGAGUGAGGAAGGUAACAACACAGAGCUUCUGAUUGAGACUAUGGCCAGAGAACAUGCGGCUGAAAAAAUGUCUUAUUGUGGAUCUCAAUCUGAUAAAAAAUCAUGUGAGAAUGUCUCUGAGGAUUUUAAAGUGGAAGAGAUGACUGAAUCUCCCAGUAAUGAGAUCAGUGUGCAUCAAGGUGCUUGGGGAAUGAUUACUCCUGUUCCACCCUCACCUCUGUUUGUGUGUCACGAUGUGAAUACUUAUGGGAAUGCUUUUCCUCCCUUGUCAGACUAUGUGGUUUGGCCCUCCCUGCCUCACAUUGUGCCUCUCGAAGAGGGUUUCAUGGAAGGAGGAGAAAACUGCAGUGUCUAUACAGUUGAAUCUCCCUCUGGAUCCCCAAUUCAUGACUGCAUGAGUCAGGGAGAAGAUAUCUCGCGCAGACAGAAGCAGAAGUUGGAGAAGGUGGGAGAUGUGACCACCAACAGAAUGAAGAAGCGCAAUUUGGAAGGUUUGCUAAAGGAAGAAGAAAGGGCGAAGCUCCAGGCUGGAGUGAAGAGGUUGGCUCACGCGGCUGCUGCGCUGGCGGACAGGUCCCUCCCUCGAGGCAGAUCCCUUUUGGGUGACAGAGAAGGGAUCCAGAUUGGUUAGCAGUGCUCAGCGCUCGGUCCUUUUGCUUGCCGCCUCCCACUGGGGUUUGAUGCCCGCUGGUUUUAUGUCUUCUGGUUACGGUUAGCCUAGUCGCAGAUGUUGUUUAACUUGCCUCAUCCUGGGAUUUCCUCUCCUGUCGUUUUUGGGCUGCGGUUUGUGAGUGUCAUCAGGUUUUCGUCCCAUGGCGGGUGGUCCGUUCCAGGAUCAUCCUGCGGUGGGUUUCCUGAUGGUGCGCCAGCUCGCUCUCCCCUUUCAGCUUCAUUUGAUCUCAAAAAGCUUAUAUCUUUCAUCCUGUUAGUUGUAGUGGUUUGGGCACUAAAAACAUCUAGAUACAGACUGAUGUAUUUUCGUUGAUUGCGAAAUUAAUGGAAAGGGGUUGA